Messenger RNA from Piliocolobus tephrosceles (Ugandan red Colobus), 1624 nucleotides. RefSeq names its product leucine-rich repeat-containing protein 43. Bases 180 to 1595 code for a protein of 471 amino acids. The record is from RefSeq and is a predicted model, not a curated record. The transcript is spliced from 9 exons. NCBI's taxonomy places the organism in Eukaryota, Metazoa, Chordata, Mammalia, Primates, Cercopithecidae.
ACUACAGGCGCCGCCAACACGCCCGGGAGGCCGGGUGUGAGUAAUUUGUGAUUCCGCUACCAAGUUUGCGGGACGGAGGGGCGGGGCCUGAUCCUCAGCGCUGGCUUGGUGCCCUAUCGUCCCGGGCCUUCCGUGUGGUCUGCCAGGUGCUGGAGCUCUACGGCAAUGAGAUCAGCAGCAUGGAGUGUCUGUGUGCCUGCCCGCCCGCCGGCCUGCAGCACCUGGGGUUAGGCCACAACAAACUUCUAGGCCCCUUGGAAAGUCUCUACGUCACCGCUGAUCACUGGCCCAACCUCGUCUCCCUGGACCUGGGCUUCAAUGACCUGACAGACCUGCAGAGCAUGGUUGCCAGCCUGAGGACCCUCCGGCACCUGCGACUCCUGGUGCUGCAGGGAAACCCACUGGCCUUGGUGCCCUACUACCGCGGCCUCACCAUCGACAGCCUGGCCCAGCUCUGCGUGCUGGACGACAUCACCGUGUCUCCCAACGAGAAGCAUCUCUUCCGGGGGCUCAGCCUCAGUGGCGAUCUCUUGGCACAGGAGGCGCAGUUUGUGGUGACCAUCGGAAACCUCAGAGGAGUCCUGGACACCUCUGUCCUAGACCCGGAACCCGGGCCCGAAGGCCCUUUCGUCGCUUAUAGCUAUUACGUGACGUACGAUUUUGUGAGAGACGAAGAAGGUGAAGCGGAUGAGGACACGGGCGAGCUGGCCGAGAUCGUCAAGCCCUCUCCCAGCUUAGACUUAUUAGUUGAGGAAUCUCCUGAAGAGGUCGGUGAAGAUGUCAUCAAAGACCUUGUUGGAGGGGCCACUGAAGAGGUCGGAGGGUCUCUGGGGUCUGAGGCGGAGGAGUCAGGAGAGUCGGAGCUGUCUGUCAUCUCGGGGCCUUCGACCAUCUUGCAGACGCCGAGGGCCUCUGCAGAAGAGCUGGCCAAGUUGCGGCUGCGUAUAGAUCCCCGGCUCUGCCCGUCCCCAGGGACCGUCCUCUUCAGCACCACCCACAAGCCCUGGGCUGAGGUCAUCCCGUGCAGCUACGAGAUGCAGCACUCUCUCAGGGGCCUGGUGCCGCUGAAGGCCUUCCUGCUGGCAGGGACCACUGUGACCAUCGUGGAGGAGAAGAUUCUCUCCUGGCCUGUGGUGCUACCUGCUGUUGACAGUCCCCUGUCUGCCAAGAGAGGAAAGGGGGAGAAAAACAAGAAAGGGAAGGAGAAAGACAGGAAGGGGCAAGGAGAGAAAGAGCCGGCCAAGGAGUGGAAGGUGCCGAAGAAGAAGAAAGAGCCGCCCAAGGAGUUCCGGCAGGACCCCCCCAUCCUCCAGGUGCUGGGCCGGGGCCUGGUGAUCCUGGAGCCCCUGCUUGCUGGGGAGCCCCUGGUGUCCACUGUGUGCAACUUCGGCAUGGUCCGCACCUUGACAUCGGACAGGCUGACACUGGCCAGGGAUUCAAAGAAGAUUAAGAAAGUUGCCAAAAAAGAAAAGCCAAAAGCCGUGAAUCCGAUCUACGAAAGCGAUUACCACCCCGAGCCCCUGACGGUAGAGGUGCAGAUCCAGCUGAACCAGUGCCGCUCGGCGGCGGAGGCUCUGCGCAUGUUCGCCGUGUAGGGCGUGGGCAAUAAAGGCUGUUCCCAGCA